Molecule: messenger RNA, 1890 nt
Organism: Pseudo-nitzschia multistriata
Lineage: Eukaryota; Bacillariophyta; Bacillariophyceae; Bacillariales; Bacillariaceae
Source: the annotation of a GenBank genome assembly
AAUACUCGAAUUCCACUACUUCUACUACAAUGAACAUUGCUCUCUCACUGAGAUCAGUAACUUUGGUGUCUACCGUCGCACUAGCGACGGCAUUCGCCCCUCUCGGGAAUCUCAAAGCUCCAUCCUCYUCUUCUAGCCACUCGUCUUCUCUCUUUGCCGUCGACGGUGAAUAUGACUUCGACGUUGCCAUCAUCGGUUGUGGUGUGGGAGGACAUGGUGCUGCCCUUCACAGCCGUGCACAGGGUUUGUCUACGGCAGUCUUCGCCGGUGGCGAUGUCGGUGGCACGUGUGUCAACCGUGGUUGUGUCCCAAGCAAGGCUCUUCUGGCAGCAUCUGGCCGAGUCCGGGAAAUGCAGGAUGCCGAACACCUGAAAAGUCUAGGAAUUGAAGUGGGAGACGUAAAUUACUCUCGCGAGGGCAUCGCUGCCCACGCCAAGAAUCUGGCGAAUCGUGUUAAAGGAAAUCUAGAAAAUUCGUUGGUUGCAUUGGGUUGUGAUGUAAUUGAAGGUCGAGGAAUGUUGACUACCAACGCACAAGAAGUUAAGGACGAAGCGACAGGAAAAGUUUACAAGUGCAAGGUGAGAUAGCUUUUUCUUUUCUGGAGGAGCCGAGUAGAGCGGUUAUUUGGUUUAUCAUAAUCUGUGUGUGGUGAACUAAAAAAUGAAUUGGAUUCUUGUUCUCUCGGAAUCGUUUCUGAAUUACAUCGAYGAGAUAUUUUUUGUCAUUCCAACGUAUUGAAGAUUAAACAAUUUGUCCAUAUUUUCAACCCUAACCUCUGAUCCUUUACUGUAAAUUUCCCAUGUACUUUAAUAAACCCUUAGGACAUUAUCCUGGCACCAGGAUCGAUUCCUUUUGUCCCACCCGGUGUUACUGUGGAUGAGAAAACCGUCUACACCUCUGAUGGUGCGCUGGAGCUGGGAUUCGUCCCUGAGUGGGUUGCUAUUAUUGGUUCGGGCUAUAUUGGCCUCGAAUUCAGCGACGUCUACACUGCCCUUGGAUCCGAAGUUACCUUUAUUGAGGCCAUGGACAAACUCAUGCCAACUUUCGAUAGAGAAAUUGCCAAACAAGCAGAACGCUUGUUGAUUCGGGAUCGACCGAUUGAUUACCGAACUGGUGUUUUUGCCUCUGAAGUUACUCCMGGAAUUCCCGGUGAAAAACCCGUUACUAUCAAAAUGAUUGACGCCAAGACUAAAGAGCACGUUGAGACGAUUGAGGUAGACGCCGCUAUGGUGGCUACUGGACGGGUCCCUAACACGGCGAAUAUGGGAUUGGAAGAUCGGGGCAUUGAGACGAAUCGUGGAUUUGUCAACGUGAACGAGAAGAUGCAAGUGCUCGCUGGACCGGAUUCUGAAGAAGUCAUCCCCAACUUGUACUGCAUUGGUGAUGCUAACGGCAAGAUGAUGUUAGCUCACGCUGCUAGUGCUCAUGGUAUCAGCGCCAUCGAGAACAUUUGUGACCGCCCCCACGAGGUUGAUCACAAUGCAAUCCCAGCUGCGUGUUUUACGCAUCCCGAAAUUUCGAUGGUUGGUCCGACUGAAGAGCAAGCGAUCGAGCUCGCCGAGAAGGAGGGAUGGACGCUGGGUAAGUCUCAGGGCAGUUUCCGAGCUAACAGCAAGGCGUUGGCUGAAGGAGAAGGUAAUGGUAUGGCAAAGGUUCUGUUUAAGAAGGAAACUGGGCAUGUCGUUGCAGUCCAUAUCAUUGGUCUUCACGCUGCCGACUUGAUUCAAGAAUGUGCCAACGCUGUUGCCGCAGGAACCACCGUUCAAGAACUCAGUAUGAUGGUCCAUACACACCCCACCCUUUCGGAAGUGAUGGACGAGGCCUUCAAGGGAGCCGUCGGCAUGUCUUCCCACUAGUGAUAACACUUUGAAACAAAGCUAACWCAUCAAA